This is a messenger RNA of Cynara cardunculus var. scolymus (artichoke), 2254 nucleotides long. Its product is annotated as actin-related protein 2/3 complex subunit 4-like. Gene Ontology annotation, molecular function: actin filament binding. Gene Ontology annotation, cellular component: actin cytoskeleton; Arp2/3 protein complex. The record is from RefSeq and is a predicted model, not a curated record. NCBI's taxonomy places the organism in Eukaryota, Viridiplantae, Streptophyta, Magnoliopsida, Asterales, Asteraceae. The transcript is spliced from 8 exons. Bases 956 to 1393 code for a protein of 145 amino acids. Gene Ontology annotation, biological process: Arp2/3 complex-mediated actin nucleation; actin filament polymerization.
UGUAGUAGGCUUCAAACCAACAGCUAAUCCUUAGGUCGCUGGUUCGAAUCCGGCAGUGAGUGAAGUCGAUCCUUCUCUUUAACGCUGUUUUGAUUUAAACCAGCUUUAUCGAUGGCAAGCUCAUCGAAGUCGUAUAUAACCUGCGUACGAAACACUCUAGAGGCUACCUUGUGUCUGCAGGUAUGCAACAGCAGAGAUAGAAAAUAACUUUCCUUGCCAAGAAGUUGAAAGGCAUAACAAACCGGAAGUUGAAAUGAAAAGCAGCCCAGAACUUCUGCUGAAGCCUGUAAGAACAAAUCUUUGGUACUUUGCAUAUACAUAUCCAAGUUUCUUUAUUUGGACCGAGCUCUCUCUCCAUUCUCCAUUUUUGUGGCUUCAGUCUUCAUUUCUCAAGCAAAUGGGAACACACGACCCACAAUCGCAUCUUCAUUCUACUCAUACAAGCACACCAUAUAAGUGGGACCCACUAAAAGAGUUGCAAGAGGAUCCUAUAUGAUGGCAAAUGUGAAUGUCAAUAAGUUUGUCCUUACUGGAGCUGAGGCAAUGGUGUUGCUUUCCUCUCGAAUAAUAUGUUCAUCCCCUCGGAGCUACCACUUCAUGAGACUCAUAUGGCAAUUUCUAAGCAAGAAUCAUCAAAAUAUGUAUGAAUUUAGGGUAGAAAACUUAUUUCCGUUUGUGAUAAGAGAAGAUACUCCUUAUGAUGACAAGUGAAAUCUUCUUGAAACCAAAGGAAUGAAGUUCUAAGAACACCAAUUAACAAGACUGAUACUAAAAUAUAGCAUGCUAGCAUCAGUUAGGAUGAUAUAUCACCUGUUUAAGACAGUUUUCCAGAUAUGCCCUGCUGGUAUGUCUUCUACUCAGGCAACAAACUUUUGUUCAUGGAUUUUAAGAAACACACAAUAUAUCCUCUUUUCUCCAUUGUAUGUGCAAGACACCUUAACAAUUGGAUGAUCCGAUGGUUGGAUUGGUAGUGUUUGCUCAUCCAGUUGAUUAUUUCUAUUUUCAUGUGUUUAUCUUCAGACUGCCAUUUCAGGUUUUGAUUUGUCGAAAUGAGGCUGAAAAAUGCUUGAUAGAAGCAUCUAUUAAUUCAGUUCGCAUGAGCAUCAAGUUAAAGCAGGCAGAUGAGCUUGAAAACAUUCUAACAAAAAAGUUUCUGAGAUUUCUGACGAUGAGGGCCGAAGCCUUUCAAGUAUUACGGAGAAAGCCUGUACAGGGCUAUGAUGUUAGUUUUCUUAUAACUAGUUACCACUGUGAAGAGAUGCAAAAGCAGAAGCUUAUUGAUUUCAUUUUGCAAUUCAUGGAGGAUAUUGAUAAAGAGAUGACUGAACUGAAGUUGACCAUGAACAUGAGAGGAAGGUUAGUGGCUACGGAAUUUCUGAAGCAAUUCAUCUGACGGUUUGGCCUCUGCAAGCAGGUCAUAUUUUUUAUUAACUUCACGAUUGAUUGACCUUUUUCUUACUUACUGUCAUCAUGUCGCAUAGGGUAUAAAUCGUGCAGCUCUUAUGCCAGAUUUUACGACAAUUAGGAAAUAAGAUGGACAUACCUUUUUUCAUUACUUUCUUAUUAGUAAUAAUAUGGCUAUUCUUUCUUUCGGAUAGUAAAUUGCAUAUAUGAUGAUAGGUCCUUUAGAGUUCCUCUUGGGUCAAAUUUGAUCUAUAAUUGUGUUACAGUCCGACGAUAGCUAGACUUGGACCAAUUCUACUCGAUAUAUGUUGAAACCUCCGUUCUCACCUGGGCUCUUUUAGAAUGUAAAUCUGGGGGUUGCACAGAUAUUCACACAUGGUGUGGUCUACAAAUCUAGGACUCGACACUCUGGUACAAUCUAUACUCGUCUAUCCCCGGCCAGCACUCCUGGACAAUCUGUGCCAGUCUAGCCUCUUGGGCUCUUUUGGAAAGUAAAUCUGAGGUGUCUAACCCUCAGAUUUAUGGUCCGAACCGAUCCGAUCUGACCCGUGCUCACCCCUAGUUAGACAUAUAUUCGGUGUUCACGCAUGGUUAUGGUAUACAACACUAGCGACUCGACACUCUGGUAGAAUCUGUAUCCAUCUAGCCCCUAGGGACAAUCUAUGUCCGUCUAUCCCAGCAGGGACAAUCUAUGUCCGUCAAGCCUCUGUUGGAUGGGGGUGUGAGAGCCCGGUAUUGGCUAGACUCUGGACUGUAUGUUGGAAGAUAUAUUAAACUUUUUGAAUAGUAAAUCUAGGCGUUCCACCUAUUCAAACAAAUAGGAUGAUCUUGACCACUACUACCCACCUGA